AUGCUGAAGAACAGCUGUUCUGCACAGUCCCUGCUUCAGAGGAGGGCGCUACUCACGCGCAGCGUGGACGAGCAGAUGCAGGCGGCCAAUGCUGGGGAGCCGCUCAGGAGGUGCCUGGGAAGCAUUGAUCUGCUGCUCCUGGGACUGGGGUCCAUCCUGGGCGCUGGGGCAUUCGUGCUGACUGGCGUUGCUGCACAUGAACAUGCUGGGCCUGCGGUGAUGGUGAGCUAUUUGAUAGCGGCGCUGGCAGCGCUGCUGUCGGGGCUGGCCUAUGCAGAGUUUGCAGUGGACCUGCCUGUCUCCGGGGGUGCCACCACCUGCAUCUUGCUCACCUUCGGGGAGCUCGCCAGCUGGAUUGUGGCGUGCAACCUGAUUCUGGAAUACACUUUGAGCGUGGCGGUCUGCGCGCGAGCGGCCACUGCAUAUGGGGCGACACUUGUGGGGCUCUCACCGGAGGCCACCCUGAUAAGCCUCGGCCCGUUCAAACUGGACAUCUGCGCUGUUCUGCUGAUUGCCGCGCUCGGCACAUUGCUGGCGCUGGGCACUAAAGAGAGCGCCACAUUCAAUUCUGUCGUGACGGGGAUGAACGUGAUUGCAAUUAUGUACGUGUUAUUUGUGGGGGCGCCAUUCACGCACGCCUCCAACCUGGUUCCCUUUGCGCCCUUCGGCGUGAGGGGAAUAUUCUCCGCGGCCAGCGUCGUCUUCUUUGCUUUCGUCGGCUUUGACUCUAUGGCCACUGUUGCCGAGGAGGUGGAGGACCCGGAGACAGCGCUGCCGGUGGGGAUAGUGGGCGCAGUGGUGAUCUCGGCAGCCCUGUACGUGGCUCUGAGCGCAGUCAUCUGCGCAAUGGUGCCGUACGGGGACAUCCAGGUACCUCAGCUGACCAACUGCAUGUCCGCACUGCUCCGCACCUCGGCCCGCUUUGUCUCAUUUGGCGCCGUCACAGGCAUAGUGACGUCAGCGCUGGUGUCGCUGAUGGGCCAGGCGCGCAUUUAUGUCACCCUUGGCAGGGAACGCCUGCUGCCGCCUUGGCUCGCACAGAUCAAUGCGGCGCGCAAAACCCCCGUCAAUGCAACCCUGCUCACAUCAGUCUCUUCAGGUCUGCUGGCGGUGCUCGUGGAUCUGGAGGUCCUAGCGGAGCUGGUGUCCAUCGGCACGCUGUUUGCAUUCUUCGCGGUGUCGGCCGGCCUCAUUUGGCGCCGCUACACCGGCUCCGGCCAGUCGCCUGAGAACGCGCCGGAGACUGGCAAGAGACUGGGCGCUGUAGUGGCGCUGUCACUGGGGCUGAGCAUCUCCUACAUCGCGGGCGGCCCGGAGUGGCUGGUGGCAGUGGCCGCGCUGUUCUGGCUGUCGGCCGUGCUGUGGCUGUCCCACCUGCCCACGCUGUACAUGCCCACCAAGUUCAAGAUGCCCGGCGCCCCUUUCACCACCUCCCUCGCCAUUCUCGCCAACCUGCACCUCAUCUGCAGCAUGAGCUGGCAGGCGUACAUCCGCUUUGGCGUAUGGAUGCUGCUGAGCCUUGCGGUGUACUGCCUCUACAGCGUGCACAGAGCGGACGGCUCCUAUGAGACCCUGGAAGGCCAGGAAGAGCAGUAA
Molecule: messenger RNA, 1596 nt
Organism: Coccomyxa subellipsoidea C-169
Lineage: Eukaryota; Viridiplantae; Chlorophyta; Trebouxiophyceae; Coccomyxaceae
Product: amino acid transporter
Exons: 10
Coding region: 1-1596 (531 amino acids)
Biological process (GO): transmembrane transport; amino acid transport
Cellular component (GO): plasma membrane
Molecular function (GO): amino acid transmembrane transporter activity
Source: RefSeq, a predicted model, not a curated record